UGAUGAGACAGAGCGGACCCACUGCGCUACUUUCUUUAUUCUACCUUAAGGGCAGGAUGGCGAAAGUCUACAUUCGCUGAGGAAGUGGCGUAAAUUGAAAGGUCUUCACAGAUAAGACCGGAGAAAGGCAGGAAUUUUACUGCAGCUCCCAAACACUACGGGAAAGCGCGGGAAUAUAUUAUUGGAUUAUUUAUACGGAUCGAAACGCAUCAAAAUCCACGUUUUUAAUGAAGAUUUGAGGACCCAGCGCCUUAUCCGACUUCAGAGACGAAAUUUGAAUCUAAAUAACUUAUUGUGAUAAGGAAAGAGUUGAACGAAUAUGAUAUGAUCCAUCCGAGUUCGUUCGAGAAGGAAUUUAGAUUGCACUUUAAACAUUAUUAACUCUCUAUUUGGAGAUAGGCUGUGAGCACAGUCGUUUUGCCCCAAAAAUUUGUAAUAGCUGUUUUGCAUUCAUUUGAAGUGAGUGUAAAAAUGAUGGUUAUCAACGAUUGAAACGAGCUCUACGGUACCUCUCACAAGCCGAACAGUAGGGUGUUUUGCUUUUGAAAUGAUAUUUUCAAUGCAUUUGUUCGCAAUGCGUAACGUUACUCUUGCGUGUUUUCCAAAUCCUGCUUGAAAAGGUCUGUCCCAUAGACUAGCCUACUCAACGGGAUGAGAGGAGACUAACGUUCGUUGACUAUUUUAUACAUCACAACUGAAUGUGUUGGCUGAACGGCAACCGCGACAAGAGGAGCUACAGACGCAUCAUAAAACAAAGAAACAUUUAAAACUUUUAUUUUGAUAACUUCGAAAAUAGAGAGCGCACGUUUAGUCUGGAAUACAAGAAUAGAUGAUUCUCAAAAGACAGAGGACGACAUAAAUCUUCCACCAUGUUCAAAGGUGGCUGCAGGCUAGAGUUCCUGCUGGUUCUCUGUGGUUUGGAGCUUUCCUGGUCCUGCCCACACCACUGUAUCUGCUACACUGCACCCAGUACUGUCAGCUGCCAGGCACACAACUUCCUGUCCGUUCCCGAAGGCAUUCCCCCGCACAGCGAGCGCAUCUUCCUGCAGAACAAUAAGAUCCACCGGCUGCUGCAGGGCCACUUCAGUCCCACCACGGUCACACUGUGGAUCUACUCCAACAACAUCACCUACAUCGAGCCCUCCACCUUCCACGGCUUCGCCCAGCUGGAGGAGCUGGACCUGGGGGACAACCGUCACCUGCGUUCCCUGGCUGCAGACACCUUCCAUGGGCUGGGCCGGCUCCAUGCUCUGCACCUGUACCGCUGUGGGCUCAGUGCGCUGCCCAGUAACAUCUUCCUGGGGCUACGCAACCUGCAGUAUCUCUACCUACAGGAUAAUCACCUGGAAUUCCUGCAGGAUGACGUCUUUGUGGACCUCCACAACCUGAGCCACCUGUUCCUGCAUGGGAACCGUCUGUGGUCGCUGCACCAGAACACCUUCCGGGGGCUGGGGGCCCUGGACCGCCUGCUGCUGCACCACAACCAGCUGCAGUGGGUGGACCGCCUGGCCUUCCACGACCUGCGUCGCCUCACCACCCUCUACCUGUUCAACAACUCACUGACCGAGCUGUCUGGAGACUGUCUGGCACUGCUGCCUGCCCUGGAGUACCUGCGCCUCAACGACAACCCCUGGGAGUGUGACUGCAAGGCCAUGUCGCUGUGGGACUGGCUCAAACGCUUCAGAGGUUCUACUUCGUCCGUAGGCUGUCAGGCCCCGGCCGAGCUGGCUGGGAAGGACCUCAAGCAGCUCCGCAAGGAGGACUUCCCCAACUGCUCUGGCUCUGAGUCCCUGCACCAGAGCAAGACCUGGGCCGGGACUGAUAAGGUGUCUCUGAAGAAGGAGCCACACCCGGUGCCACCGCCUCACUCCCACCCCCACAGCCCUCACCACGAGGCGCCAUACUACCCCUCGCCGCCUUCGCCUCUGCCCCAUCCGCCCCCGUCCAUAAGCGGGGAGGCCCCGGGAUCAGAGGGACAGCCUGGGGUGGCGCCCCCUCUGAGGCCAGGCCGCGCUCGGAACUGCACCCGCCAGCGCGUCAGGGGAGGCAAGGGGAAGGGGCAGAACGAGGUGCAUACCUUAAAGGAGAUGGCCGAUAAAGAAUAUUCCUUGCCUGAUUUUGAAGGGGGCAAAUAUGACCACACGUCCCCAGAUGGCACCAUCACGCGGAGGAAGCAUAAGUGCCCUCCCCGGACCACUGUUCGCCCCCCUAGUGGGGUGCAACAAGCCACCAAUAGGGCCAUGUUCUCCCAGCCCUUAGUGCAUCUCAGCACCAUACUGGGAGCUUUGUUGCCCGUGACCAUUGUCCAUAUUCUCCGCUGACCUAGAGG
Messenger RNA from Oncorhynchus masou masou (cherry salmon), 2329 nucleotides. Its product is annotated as reticulon-4 receptor-like 1. The transcript has 3 exons. Gene Ontology annotation, molecular function: signaling receptor activity; protein binding. NCBI's taxonomy places the organism in Eukaryota, Metazoa, Chordata, Actinopteri, Salmoniformes, Salmonidae. The coding region runs from base 870 to 2321 and encodes 483 amino acids. Gene Ontology annotation, cellular component: extracellular matrix. The record is from RefSeq and is a predicted model, not a curated record.